This is a messenger RNA of Suncus etruscus (white-toothed pygmy shrew), 5577 nucleotides long. RefSeq names its product kinesin family member 26B (gene KIF26B). The record is from RefSeq and is a predicted model, not a curated record. The coding region runs from base 97 to 5427 and encodes 1776 amino acids. The transcript is spliced from 13 exons. Gene Ontology annotation, biological process: microtubule-based movement. NCBI's taxonomy places the organism in Eukaryota, Metazoa, Chordata, Mammalia, Eulipotyphla, Soricidae. Gene Ontology annotation, molecular function: ATP binding; microtubule binding; microtubule motor activity.
UCAGUGGCUAUCCAAGCUCACCAGUACUUGGAUGGUACCUGGUCCCUUUCGAGAACCAAUGGAGUCACCCUGUACCCGUACCAGAUAUCCCAGCUGAUGACCGAAACUGGCCGGGAGGGCCUGACAGAAGCAGCACUGAAUUGUUACAAUGCUGACAAGCCUUCGGCCUGCAGUGUUCCAGCCUCAACCUCCCAGGGCUCUUGUGUUACCAAUGAGACUUCCACGGGCACAUCGGUGGCAGCGUCCUUCUUUGCAAGAGCUGCCCAGAAGUUGAACUUGUCUUCCAAGAAGAAGAAACAUAGACCGUCCACAUCUUCUGUGGCAGAGCCACCUCUCUUUGCUACAAGCUUCAGUGGCAUCCUGCAGGUGUCCUCACCUCCUGCCCCUCCCUGUCUGCUAAGAGCGGUCAACAAAGUGAAGGACACACCUGGCUUAGGCAAGGUGAAAGUCAUGCUUCGCAUUUGUUCUACCUUGUCUCGUGAUUCCUCAGAAUCCAGCUCUUUCUUAAAAGUGGACCCACGGAAGAAGCAAAUCACCUUGUACGAUCCUCUAACCUGUGGAGGUCAAAAUGCCUUCCAAAAGAGAAGUAACCAAGUCCCUCCCAAGAUGUUUGCCUUUGAUGCAGUUUUUCCACAAGAUGCAUCUCAGGCUGAAGUAUGUGCUGGAACCGUGGCAGAGGUGAUCCAGUCUGUGGUCAACGGGGCAGAUGGCUGUGUAUUCUGUUUCGGCCAUGCCAAGCUGGGGAAAUCCUACACCAUGAUUGGAAAGGAUGAUUCCAUGCAGAACCUUGGCAUCAUUCCUUGUGCCAUCUCUUGGCUCUUCAAACUCAUCAAUGAACGGAAAGAAAAGACCGGAGCCCGCUUCUCAGUGCGGAUCUCAGCUGUGGAAGUGUGGGGUAAAGAGGAGAACCUGCGGGACCUGCUCUCUGAAGUGGCUACAGGCAGCCUGCAGGAUGGCCAGUCCCCCGGCGUGUACUUGUGUGAGGAUCCCAUCUGUGGCACACAGCUGCAGAACCAGAGCGAGUUGCGCGCGCCCACUGCAGAGAAGGCUGCCUUCUUCCUGGAUGCGGCCAUCGCCUCCCGCAGGGGCAACCAGCAGGACUGCGACGAGGAAGAUCAUCGUAACUCACACAUGCUCUUCACCCUUCAUAUCUACCAGUACCGGAUGGAGAAGAGUGGAAAAGGAGGAAUGUCUGGAGGCCGAAGCCGCCUGCACCUUAUUGAUCUCGGCAGCUGUGUGAAAGCUCUUAGCAAAAAUAGGGAUGGAGGCUCAGGUCCAUGCCUCUCCCUGUCUGCUCUGGGCAAUGUCAUCCUGGCUCUUGUCAAUGGAAGCAAACACAUUCCAUACAAAGAGAGCAAGCUCACCAUGCUACUGCGGGAAUCCCUGGGGAACAUGAACUGCCGCACCACCAUGAUCGCUCACAUCUCGGCUGCUGCCAGCAACUACGCAGAAACCCUGUCCACCAUCCAGAUUGCCUCGCGAGUGCUCAGGAUGAAGAAAAAGAAAACGAAGUAUACAUCAAGCUCUUCUGGAGGAGAGAGCUCCUGUGAAGAAGGCCGGAUGCGCAGGCCCACCCAGCUGCGGCCCUUCCAGGCUCGGGCAGCCGUAGACUCAGACUUCCCCAUCUCUCAUCUGUCCAGUGACCCCGACUACUCCUCCAGCAGCGAGCAGUCCUGUGACACAGUCAUCUACAUUGGGCCAAAUGGCACCGCCCUCUCUGACAAGGAGCUCACUGACAAUGAAGGACCCCCAGACUUUGUCCCCAUUGUGCCAGCCCUGCAGAAGACCAGGGGUGAUAGCCGGCCCCUGGAAGGUGGAGAGGCAGCGGCCAGCAAAGCUGAAAGGGACUGCUUGAAAUGCAACACAUUUGCAGAGCUGCAGGAGAGGUUGGAUUGUAUCGAUGGCAGCGAAGAGCCCAGUAAGUUCCAUUUUGAAGAGCUGCCUGCUCAUUUUGGAGCAGAGCAGGCUAGCAAGUGUUCCCCUGCAAUUCAAGCAGUGGCAGGGCCUAAUUUGCUCUGCGAGUCUGACAAGGAAGACAUGGGGACCGAGUCUGACAGCCAGAUGAUGAGUAGAGAAGGUGCUGAGCCUCCUGUCUCCAGGUUGCAGAGAAACCACUCGCCCACAGCCAUGCUACUGCAUGGCUCUAGCCCGGCUUCACCCAGGAACAUUCCAGGCAGCAACAGCCAGCACAGUUCUCAGUUGGUGCAGAGUCCUAGCCUCCAGAGCAGCCGAGAAAGCCUCAACUCCUGUGGCUUUGUGGAAGGCAAACCCCGGCCAAUGGGCUCCCCCCGCCUGGGCAUUGCCAGCCUCUCCAAGACCUCUGAGUACAAGCCCAGCAGCUCUCCUUCACAGAGAUGCAAAGUCUACACCCAGAAGGGCGUCCUGCCUUCUCCUGCCCCAUUGCCAUCCUUGAGCAAGGAUUCCUGCAUGGUCUCUAGUGAGUCCCUGUUGCAGCCUGAGGUUCGCACACCCCCUGUGGGCAUGAGUCCUCAGGUGCUAAAGAAAUCCAUGUCUGCUGGGAGUGAAGGGUUUGCCCACAGCCCUGGAGAUGAGGAGAAUCAGGCAGCGACUUCCCCAGAGGCUAAGAAGGAAAUUCUGAGCACCACAAUGGUGACUGUGCAGCAGCCAUUGGAACUGAAUGGGGAGGAUGAGCUGGUAUUCACGCUGGUGGAGGAGCUGACCAUUAGUGGUGUCCUGGAUGGUGGCCGUCCCACCAGCAUAAUCAGCUUCAACAGUGACUGUUCUGUGCAGGCCCUGGCCUCAGGGUCUCGGCCUGUCAGCAUCAUUGGCAGCAUCAGUGAGGACCUAGAAUGCUACUCCAACAUGGCUCCUGUCUCUGAGGUUAGCAUCACACAGUUCUUGCCCCUCCCAAAGCUGAACCUGGAUAACAAGGGCCGUGAGGCUGGGAGCAGACGCUCUUCCAUCAGCUCUUGGUUGAGUGAGAUGAGCACAGGUAGUGACGGGGAGCAGUCAUGCCACAGUUUUAUUGCCCAGACCUGCUUUGGGCAUGGGGAAGCCAUGGCUGAGCCUCCAGCCUCUGAGGUGGGCAACGGCCUCCAGAAUAAGGCCGUAGUAUGCCGAGAGAAGCCCAAAGCCUGCCCCGACAAUUUACUCAUCUUGUCUGAAGUAGGGGAGGAUUCCUUUAACAAAGCAUCCCCCAUCAAAGGCUGUAAGAUAUCUACCUUGGGCAAAGCCAUGGUCACCAUCUCCAAUACAGCCAAUCUGAGCAGCUGCGAAGGAUACAUCCCCAUGCAGACCAACAUCACAGUGUACCCCUGCAUUGCCAUGAGUCCCCGGAAUGUCCAAGAGGCGGAAACAGCUGUAGCCAGUGUCUGCUCAACUCCCAAAGUAUCCCAGGCCCAGGAGAGCAAAGAAACCAAUAAUACCAAGAGAGAGAUGAAAUUUGAGGACCCCUGGCUGAAACGGGAAGAAGAAGUGAAAACAGAGAAUGCUUGUCCCAGUGAAGAAGGGAUCAGGUAUGAGACUGCCUCUGGCUCCCCAAAGCCUGAAGCCAGGGUCGAACAGGAGCAGGACAGAAAGACCAGCUCAGGGGACAGGCUGAGCAGCAGCGGCAGUGAGGUGUCUGCCUCCCCAGUCACUGACAACUUCAGGAGGGUUGCAGAUGGCUGUGAGAUGGUUCUGCCCAGCAUGACCACCCAGAGCCCUGCAUAUCCUGGCAGAAACCUGAAGUCUAGCAGCCUCCCUCGAGCUUUCCAGAAAGGCAGCCGACAGGAGGAUCUAGACAGCCUCUUCUACCACUGUGCAGUGGACACCAACAGCCUCGGCGCCCAGACCUCUAAGGUGGCCCUGGAGAGGAAAGUGGCGUCACCCAAGCAUUGUGUUUUGGCUCGGCCCAAAGGGAUCCCUCCCUUACCCCCAGUCCGGAAGUCCAGCUUGGACCAAAAGAACAGGGCCAGCCCCCAGCACAGUGCAUGCAGCAGUAGCACCAGCAGCCCCUUGAACCAACCAGUGCCCUUCUUGGCGAGUUUCCCAGAAGAGUCCAGCAGCAAGAUGAAGGAUGCCAGCAGCAGUAGCAGCAAACUCUUCAGUGCCAAGCUCGAGCAGUUGGCCAGCAGGACCAACUCCCUUGGAAGGACCACAGUCAGCCACUACGAAUGCCUCUCACUGGAGCGAGCCGAGAGCCUAUCUUCCAUGAGCUCACGGCUCCAUGCAGGCAAGGACAGCACCAUGCCCCGCACUGGCCGGAGCAUGGGUCGCAGUGCCGGGGCCUCGCCCACCAACCCAGGCCCCUCUCCGUGUCCCGGGGCCUUACCCAAAGCCAGCCAGUCCAAGAUCUCAGCUGUGAGCAAACUCCUCUUGGCCAGCCCCAAAGCACGCAGCCUGUCCACCUCCACCACCAAAACUCUCAGCUUCUCCACCAAGUCGCUGCCACAGUCGGUGGGCCAGAGCUCCAACGUGCCACCCAGCGGAAAGCACAUGUCGUGGUCCACGCAGUCUUUGAGCCGGAAUCGGGGCUCAGGCUCAGGCCUGACAUCCAAACUGCCCCUUCGUGCAGUCAAUGGGCGCAUAUCAGAGCUGCUGCAAGGCAGUGCUGGGCCCAGGGGCUUGCAGCUGCGGCCCGGGCCUGAGGCAGAGGAGCGAGGGGGGGUCCCAGAGGACAAGCCUCCCGCGCACCUGCUACCCUCGCCCUACAGCAAGAUCACGCCACCAAGGAAGCCACAUCGCUGCAGCAGCGGCCACGGCAGUGACAACAGCAGCGUGCUGAGCGGGGAGCUGCCCCCGGCCAUGGGCAAGACCGCGCUCUUCUACCACAGCGGGGGCAGCAGCGGCUAUGAGAGCAUGAUGCGUGACAGCGAGGCCACGGGCAGCGCCUCCUCUGCGCAGGACUCCAUGAGUGAGAACAGCAGCUCUGUCAGCGGCAGGUGCCGGAGCCUCAAGACCCCAAAGAAACGCUCCAAUUCAGGUUCUCAGAGACGGAGGCUCAUCCCAGCGCUAUCCCUUGAUACCCCCUCUCCUGUCAGAAAACCUUCUAAUGGUACUGGAGUCCGCUGGGUGGAUGGUCCCUUACGCAGUGCCCAGAGAGGUCUGGGGGAGCCCUUCGAGAUCAAAGUCUACGAGAUUGAUGAUGUUGAGAGGCUACAGCGGCGGCGAGGGGGCAAUAACAAGGAAGUCAUGUGCUUCAACGCCAAACUGAAAAUUCUGGAGCAUCGUCAGCAGAGAAUCGCUGAGGUUCGAGCCAAGUACGAGUGGCUGAUGAAGGAACUGGAAACAACAAAACAGUAUCUGAUGUUGGAUCCCAACAAGUGGCUCAGUGAAUUUGAUUUGGAGCAGGUUUUGGAGCUGGAUUCCCUGGAAUACCUGGAAGCUCUGGAGUGUGUGACGGAGCGCCUGGAGAACCGUGUCAACUUCUGUAAGGCUCACCUCAUGAUGAUCACCUGCUUUGACAUCACCUCCAGGCGUCGGUGAAGAGCUCCCAGCUGCUGGCCCUCCUUCCUGGGAUGCUCAGCCAGUCCCACUACCCACGCCCAGGGGACUGGUGGCUUUCAAAGACAACGUAAGAGGAUGAAGGUUGGUGGCAAGUCCGAAUGGAGUGUGGAGCGGAAGGAAGUUUUUUUC